AUGCGACCGCCCGUGGUGGCGUUCGGCGCGUGGCCGUCGCGUCCGCCGGCGCACGUCGUCACGUCCGCGACGGCGUCGGGGGUCGCGGAUGGCGACGUGCAGCUGUGGACGGGCGGCGAGGACGGCGGCAUCGUGCAGUGGCGCGUGCCCGGACCGUCCAGGUCGGAAGAGGCGGGAGCGGACGCAUCGGACGACCUCGACCCGACUCCGGUGGCGUUCCUGAGCGGUCACACCGACCGCGUCAGCGCGUUGUGCGCCGUCGGAGACGUCGUCGUGAGCGCAGGCGACGACGGCGUGGUAUGCGCGUGGAGCAUCGCGAAGGGUGCGUCGCGAUGCGUCGCCCGGAGGGCGAUGGGCGGAGAGGGAUGCCGAGUCACCGCGCUCUGCGAGAUGCGCUCGUCGACCCGCGGUGGCGUCCGAUGCGUCGCCGCGGCGUGCGCGGCGUGCGGGCCGAACGGCGCGCCGACGAUCGCGCUCCUGAACCCGAGGACGCUCGCGCCCGUGAACGUCGAUGGGGCGGCGACCCUGAGCGCGCCGUCGGACGCAUCUCACGGCGUCCCGAUCUCGCUCGCGUGCCGAAAACCGAAACUCGCGACGACGACGCCCCGUUCGUCCACGCCCGGCGGCUGUGAGUGGGAGUGGGAGGGCGACCUCGUCGCGAGGGACGCGUCGGGACGCGAAUCGGCGUGGGGCGGACCGGGGCGGCGGCGGGACGACGACGCGCGGGGAGGCGAACUCUCCCGAGGAUGCGAGGGGGGGGCGCGCACGGCUGCGGACCCCUCCGAGGAGGACGACGCGGGGUUGGCGCGGUUGGGGGUGGUUCGUUCGUCGCGGGUUCGAACCCCGUCGUCGGCGCCGGAAAAGGAAAAAAGGGAGAAUGAGGAGGAGGAGGAGGACGUCGAGGAGGGGUUGGCCGCGACCACGGACGACGACGAGGAGACGGUUCACGAGACGCCGACGUCGACAGCUGUGGUCCUCCUCGAGGUUUCCACCCCCCGGCGAGCGGGCGACGUCGAGAUUGAGGUGACGCGCGACGCGACGGUGACGGUCAUGGCGCUCGCGAGCGACGGACGGACGCGCACGCGCCGUCGCGCUUCGCUCUCCGCGUCGUGGUUCCCCGGUGAGUCACCGCCCGGUGAGUCACCGCCCGAUGAGUCACCGCCGCCCGGGCAGCAAAGGGCGGGGUCGGCGACGGCGACGUGUUUCGUCGGCGGCGGCUCGCUCGCGCCGUCGCGCGUCGUCGCCGGCUGCGACGACGGAGACCUCGUGAUCGGCACCCUCCCGGGCGGCGGCGGCGGUGACUCGCCGUCCUCCUCCUUCACGAUCGAGCGCGCGCACGCCGGCGCCGUCACGCGAGCGACGGAGGCGGCGGGUUUGUUGGUCACGGGCGGAAACGACGGCGUCGUCCGCGUCUGGUCCCUCGACCAAACGCACACUGGCCGGCCCGAGCUUCGCGCGUCGCUGCGGCAUCACUCGUUCGCGGUGACGCAGAUCAUCUCCGCCCCCGUCGGAUUCGGAGGCGUCGCGCCUCGACCCGCGAGCCAGGAUGAAUUUCCCCGUCGUCUCCAUACGAGCGCGGGGGUUCAUACGGGCGGAAAAGACCGAUUCGUGUUCACCGUCGACGCGUCCGGCGCGCUCGGACUGGUCGACGUCGAACGCGGUCGAUGCGAGGUGUUCAUCCCGGGCGUCGCGGGUCACCCGCGUCGUGGACCGGGGCAUCGCGAGAGGCUCGCGGAGUUGCUCCUCGACGUCGGAAGGGGCGCGCUGGCGCUUCGUUACGAAGGAACUCACGAUCGAACGUUUAAUCGCGUCCGCGUGUGGGACUUGUUCGGCGGCGGUGUGAUGGAUCGGGACGUCGUCGGCGGCGCCGCGGCCGCGCUCGCGUCCGCGCUGCGUUCGACGUGCCACCGCGCGAGCGCGCGAGGCUACCCGGCGUGGUCGCCUCCGUUAGUCUCCGGAGACGAUGCGAAGAUUUCCACGGCGGUUUCCCGCCCACCCGUGAAUGGGGACUGGACGCAGCCCGGCGCGCCUUACGUCAUCGCGAACGCGGCGCACUUGCUGAACGCGUGCAGAGCGAUCGUGAAGAAGCAUUCUGCUGGGAGGGUGGGGAUUGGGACGGUGGACGAGGAAGGGGGAGUCGACGGGGAGGCGGCGAGGGCGUUGCGGAUGGUCGCGGCGGCGGGUCACGCGUGGGGCGUCGACGACUCCGUCGACGCUGCCGCGUCUCGCGCGCUGCGCGCCCCGUCUCCACGCACGCCGCGCGCGUCGGGAGGAGACGAGGCGUCUUCCGGCAGCGGUGUGCGAUCGACGCGCGCGGCGGUGGGCGCGGGCGGCGCGGUGACGAUUUCGGCUCCUCGCGGCGAAUACGCUCAAAAAGAUUUGGGGGUUUGGGGCCGCGAGGCCGCGACUCUCCGCGCGUUGGCGCUCGAGGCGUGCGCGGCGUCGCUGCACGAGAUGGCGCCCGCGGGAGGAGGCGGCGAGGGCGACCGGGACCGGGGCGAUCUCGCGCUUGUUCGCGCGUUCAACGCGUCCGUUCAUCCGCUCCACCUCCCGACGCUGGCUUCGCUUUACGCUUCGCCGAGCGCCGACGUUCGCGCCGCGGCUCGAUCGCUCCUUUCUAACGCCUGUAACGCCUGUGCGGGCCGCCCCGCGCACGCGUUGCCCGCGAUCUUCCGCGAGACGCCUUCCGAGGCGCUCCGUGAGUGCCCGAAGGCCUCGGGGCUCGAGGCGUGGGGCGCGUUCGAGGACGCUUUCGACGACAACGCCGGGCUCGAGGUUUUCCGCGACCCGUCGAGGGACGCCGACUCUUCCCGGCUCGCGCCCCGGGGAUGCCUGGGCGCGUGCGUCGCCGCGGCGGCGUGCCUCGCAAACCCCCCUCCCGGGACGCACCCCGCGCUCCACGCGCUCGUGGUUCCCGCGCUUCUCGAGCUGAUGCGAUCGUGCGAGCGCGUCUCCCUCGCGGGCGCGGCGGCUUCGAUGCUCGGCGAGGGUGUCGAAAGGAUCGGGUGGGGGAUCGGCGAGCCGGGCGGGAGGUUUUUGGAGGAGACGCUGCGCGAGGCGUGCGAUACGGCGGAGGCGCUCGCGAACCCGAGUGGGAUCGAACCGAGGGGGACGAGCCCGAGCCCGAGAACGAGCGUUACGGGCGUCACGGGCGUCACGAGCCCGAGGAUGAAAGGCCGAUCGCCGCGCGCAUCCGCCGACUGGACCGAUCGCCGUUCCCCGCGCUCCCCGGGCUCUCCCGUCGGUUCGAGUCGUUCGCCAUCCUCGGGAGGAGCCGCGAGGAAUGGGCCGGCGGGUAUCCCGUCGGCACCCCGUCGGCACCCCGUCGGCACCCCCGCCGAGCGCGCGACGGCGCGCGACGCGAUCGACUCGCUCCUCUUCGCCGCCGCGCGUUCAAAUCCGGCAUCCUUCGCGAAGUUUCUCUCGGCGCGGAUCCAAACCGCGCCGCCGACGUCGUCGUCGCACGUCGUCGCCCUCGCGGCGCUCGCGCGCGUGGCGAGGGAGUCUCCCCACCCGAGGGAGCUCCUCGCGCCCCACGUCCAUGCCCUGAUGAACGCGGUGCUCGCCGCGCUCAACCCCGCAAACGCCUCGUUGCGACGAAACUGUUUGGUGGCGGCGACGGCGGUCGUCGCCGAGCUGGCGCGAAGGUUACCGAACGUGACGUACCAUCGCGCCACGUCACGGCUGGCGGUGGGAAUAGAUAGCCCCGCGCCCUCGGGUGGAACCGUGGCGAUCGUGUACGACCUCGCACUCGCCGCCACGUGGCGCACGCUCGUCGACCGGGACGAUCACCCCGCGGAGGAGGCGAGGCGGUUCAUCGACGGCUUCGGCGCAGGGUUCGGGCACAUGUGGGCGACGGGGAGCGGAACAUCGGACGCCGGCGCCGAGUCGCCGCGAAGUCAAAGGACGAGCGGGGACGGAUGGUGGUCCCCGUUCAAGGACCUCGGGCGCGGGCGGAGAGGCGGGAGACGGUCGAGCGACGGCGGCGGCGGCGGCGCGUUCGUGAGUGAUUCGCCAACGAGCCCCGAGGCGCGAACGGCGAGGGCGCACGCCGCGAUGGCGGCGAUACCGGUGCCCGAGACGCCCGAGCAGCGGUACGCCGCCGCCGCCGCCGCCGCCGCGACGGCGAUGACCGCUCACCGCGCCGACCCCCCGCGUAAAUCGUUCGAGGGGUCGCGUAGAUCGUUCCAGUCGACGCCCGCAACGCCCGUAACGCCCAUCGUCGUCGACGACUCCGCGCGGAUCGAGGUCAUGGCGUGGGACGAGAAAGGGGAACGGCUCGCGGCGUACCUGGACCGGCGCUCCGUCGUUCGCGUCUGGAACGUGGCGUCGAAUUCUGUCUGGCGACCGACGAGUCUGUUCACCCGGGCCCAACCAGGGGUGGCGCACGGCGGGGACGCGAGCGCGGUGGGAUACUCGCACAGCGUCCGGUGCGUCGUGCCGAGUGAGACGAGCGGCGGUUCGAACGAAAACGACGAUGCGAGGGUCGCGAGGGAACGAACGAGUCUGGCGUGGAGGGACGACAAGACGGUGACGCUUCGCCGCGGCGGCAUCGACGCGUCAUUCGGCGUGAGCGAUUGA
Messenger RNA from Micromonas commoda, 4581 nucleotides. RefSeq lists its product with no specific name. The transcript has a single exon. Gene Ontology annotation, cellular component: cytoplasm. Gene Ontology annotation, molecular function: protein binding. Lineage: Eukaryota; Viridiplantae; Chlorophyta; Mamiellophyceae; Mamiellales; Mamiellaceae. The record is from RefSeq and is a predicted model, not a curated record. Bases 1 to 4581 code for a protein of 1526 amino acids.